UAUGUUUGCUUAUAUGAAUGUGGACAUUGGAAGCAAAUUUUAAUUUGAUCUUUAAUAAUACCUGCAGUUACUGGAAUGGAGCAAAACUUAUUUAUCAAAUUUAGCUGGGAUGAUUGCAACUGUAAUUGCAGUGGUGAUGUGGGUGACAAGCAUGCCUCGCUUUAGGCGAAAGAUGUUUGAAGUUUUCUUCUACACUCACCAUCUCUACAUCAUUUUUAUCAUCUUCUAUGUAUUGCAUGUUGGCUCUGCCUAUUUUUGCAUGAUCCUUCCAGGAAUCUUUCUCUUUGUUGUGGAUCGAUACUUGAGAUUUCUACAGUCACGAAAACGUGCUAGAUUACUCUCUGCUCGCCUCUUACCAUGCGACGUUGUUGAAUUGAACUUCUCCAAGAGUGCUGAAUUGUACUAUAAUCCCACAAGCAUGUUGUUCAUAAAUGUGCCAAGCAUUUCCAGGCUUCAGUGGCACCCUUUUACUGUGACUUCCAACUGCAACAUGGAGCAGGAUAAGUUAAGCAUUGUUUGUAAAAGCGAGGGAAGUUGGACUCAAAGGCUUUAUCAAGAAAUUUCUUCUUCUAUUGAUCGUCUUGAAGUCUCUAUUGAAGGACCCUAUGGUCCUAAUUCAGCUGAUUUUCUAAGGCAUGAAACACUGGUGAUGGUGUGUGGAGGGAGUGGCAUUAGUCCUUUCAUUUCCAUAAUCAGGGAGAUCAUAUUUCAAAGUACCAAACCAGAUUACCAAGCUCCCAAUGUUCAUCUCAUUUGUGCCUUCAAGAACUUUUCUGACCUUUCCAUGUUGGACCUCUUGCUUCCAAUCUCCGGCACACCGGCAGAAAUUUCAAAACUACAAUUACAGAUAGAAGUCUAUGUAACCAGAGAGAUUGAACAGCCCAAAACAGACACCCAAAAGCUACUCCAAUCCUUAUGGUUUAAGGCAAAUCCAUUGGACUCACCAAUUUCCACGGCUCUGGGUCCUAAAACUUGGCUAUGGCUUGGUGCAAUAAUAGCAUCAUCAUUUGUCAUGUUCCUCCUCUUGUUGGGCAUUAUCACUCGCUACUACAUUUACCCAAUUGAAAGAAACGGCACUGAAGUUUACCAUUAUUCGUACAAGUGUCUCUGGGAUAUGUUUCUGGUUUGUGCUUGUAUUUUUAUAGCUUCUAGUGCAGUUUUCCUAUGGUGCAAGAAAGAGAAUGAUCACAGGGAAGAGAAGCAAAUUCAGAACGUGGAAGUGCCAACACCGACAACAUCACCAGGUUCGUGGCUUUACAGUGCAGAUAGGGAGCUGGAAAGCCUUCCCAAUCAGUCUCUUGUUGAAGCUACCAAGGUGCAUUUUGGUGAAAGACCAAAUCUCAAAAAAAUACUGUUUGGUCUGAAAGGAUCGGAUGUGGGAGUUUUAGUUUGUGGCCCCAAGAAAAUGAGAUAUGAAGUCGCCAAGAUUUGUGCGUCUGGGUUAGCAGAUAACUUGCAUUUUGAGUCCAUUAGCUUCAACUGGUGACGACAGG
This is a messenger RNA of Pistacia vera, 1493 nucleotides long. RefSeq names its product ferric reduction oxidase 5-like. Gene Ontology annotation, molecular function: oxidoreductase activity. Bases 110 to 1486 code for a protein of 458 amino acids. NCBI's taxonomy places the organism in Eukaryota, Viridiplantae, Streptophyta, Magnoliopsida, Sapindales, Anacardiaceae. The record is from RefSeq and is a predicted model, not a curated record. The transcript is spliced from 4 exons. Gene Ontology annotation, cellular component: plasma membrane.